GGCCAUCUGCGCCUGCGCAGCUAGUACAGCUGCAGCCAGCAACAGUCUGGAGCUGCCCCUUCAUUCCAAGAUGGCGGACCUCUUAGGCUCAAUCUUAAACUCGAUGGAAAAGCCUCCAACAGUCGGCGACCAGGAAAGCCGACGAAAGGCUCGAGAGCAAGCAGCAAGACUCAAGAAGAUGGAGGAAAACGAGAAAAGAAAGAAAGCAGAGUUCAGGAAAAAGAUGGAGAAGGAGGUGUCGGAUUUCAUUCAAGACAGUUUGCAACAGAAAAGAAAAUACAAUCCUAUGGGGAAGAUUGAGAGGAGUAUAUUGCAUGAUGUUGCAGAAGUGGCCGGUCUGACUUCUUUUUCUUUCGGGGAGGAUGAGGAGAGCCGUUACGUCAUGCUUUUCAAGAAGGAGUUUGCUCCUUCAGAUGAGGAGCUGGAAGCCUAUCGCAAAGGAGAGGAGUGGGAUCCCCAGCUCGCAGAGCAACGCCGCAGACUAAAAGAAAAAGCUGCAUUGGAAGAAACCGUAUCCAGUCAGACGAAGAAGCCAGAGGCAUGUCCCAACUCGAACUACAGAGACAAGUACAGUCACCUUAUUGGUACCUCUGCUGCAAAAGAUGCAGCACAUACACUAGAGGCCAACAGUGCUUAUGGCUGCGUGCCGGUAGCCAACAAGAGGGACACUCGCUCCAUAGAGGAAGCCAUGAAUGAAAUCAGAGCGAAGAAACGGCAGAAGCAAGAGGACGACACAGGGGCACACAGCAGCAGUUCUUGAGUCUCCACCAUUUUUUUUAUUUCUGUCUAGUGUGUGUGUGUGUGUGUGUGUGUGUGUCUGUCUGUCUGUCUGUCUGUGUGUGUGUUUGGGGGGGGGGUCAGUCCAAUUCAUCCUAUAAUUUAAUAUCCUGUACUUCAGACAUUUAAAAGUAUAACUUUCAUGACAGGCGUUGUAGUAUGUGUGCCACCUUGACUGUGUUAAAAUCAUGAAGUCAUUUUUGGCGGACGUACUGAGGUGUGUCGGUCACAUUUGCCUGUGACAUUCUGUCAGUUAUCAAGCUUCUCACACACAUGAUUGAACCCUAUGUAAUAUGAGAAAGUUGUUUUGAGAUAUAUAUCUUUUUUUUUUUUUUUUUUCCAAUGUGGGUGCUUAGCUACUUACAAACACCCGAUAUCUUCUAACAUCAUUUUUAAAAGACGUUUUUUGGCAGCGAUUGACAUUUUUGAUGGAGAUGUGCAUUUACAGUUAUAAGUGACAUUUUAACAUUAAAAUAUUGGCAUAUUUUAAGCUUUGGCCAGGCUGGAUGAUGUUUUUGAAAGUAAGGCAUGGCUGAAAAGGGCCACACUGUUCUAGAUAUCCAGUGCAGUUUUUAAAAGGGAAAAAGGAAUGCUGUCUAUUGACCAGCUUUUGGUUUCUUUGUUGAUUUUUUUUUUUUUCUUUGUCUCAACUUGUUUGAGAAAUUCAGAAAGUUGGAAGCAUGCCAUUUCCUCCACUGCAAGAGGAUUUACUUUUUAGAAAAUGCAGUUUUGUGAAUUUUAGGAAUCUGUGAUCAAGUCUUGAGAUUUUCUUUGUUUCCAUACAUCUGACGGAAUUAAACUGUUACUCCAAACUAAAUGUUAUUCAGCCAUGUGAUUGCUCCCACUAGGCAUCAUAGGAGGGAGUUGAAGUACCAGAGUCACCGUAGAGAUAUUGGUCAUAUCUCUUUUGUUUGUAAUUUCUUCAAGUAAGUUUCUUUGCAUCUUGACGUCUAUUUAACCUGGUUGUACAGUUUUAUCCCCUGUGUGUGUGUGUUAAUAAAUGGAGAACUGUC
Molecule: messenger RNA, 1790 nt
Organism: Micropterus salmoides (largemouth bass)
Lineage: Eukaryota; Metazoa; Chordata; Actinopteri; Centrarchiformes; Centrarchidae
Gene: spag7
Product: sperm associated antigen 7
Exons: 7
Coding region: 71-760 (229 amino acids)
Molecular function (GO): nucleic acid binding
Source: RefSeq, a predicted model, not a curated record